AACAUGGCGAACAGUGUCAACUCGGGAACCGUCGUGAACAUAACGUGAAAUAAUGAAUUUUGUUGUUUUAGAAUAUGGGUGAAUAUGUGCAAUAAUUUAUUAAACAUUAAUGUGUAAAGUGUUGUGUUUUGAAUAUAUCUGUGUAUUUUAAGUGUAAAAAUGGCAUCGGAUAAGAUUAAAGUUGCUGUUCGGGUACGACCCUUCAAUAGGCGAGAAUUGGAGUUGGGGACACAAUGCGUCGUGGAAAUGGAGGAGCAGCAGACUGUUCUGCAGUAUCCUCAGUCAGCACACGACAAAGAAAGAAAACAACCAAAGACGUUCGCGUUCGACCACUGUUUCUACUCCCUCGAUUCGGCGCUGCCCAACUUCGCGUCGCAGAAGACGGUGUUUGAAUGUCUCGGCCGGGACAUCCUAGACAAUGCAUUCGACGGUUACAACGCCUGUAUAUUUGCAUACGGACAGACAGGCUCAGGCAAAUCGUACACGAUGAUGGGCGCGCCGGGCGCCGACGAGGGCGGCAUCAUCCCGCGCCUUUGCGACGCACUCUUCGAGAGGAUAGCCAGACAACAGUCACCGCCCGCACUCACAUAUAAGGUGGAGGUGUCGUAUAUGGAGAUCUACAACGAGCGUGUACACGACCUACUGGACCCGGAGACGACACGUCGCUCGCUGCGCGUGCGCGAACAUGCUGUUCUCGGACCAUAUGUAGAUGGUCUCUCACAGCUUGCCGUCACCUCAUUUCAGGACAUCGACAACUUGAUGACGGAAGGCAACAAAUCACGUACCGUCGCAGCUACCAACAUGAACAGCGAGUCAUCGCGGUCUCACGCCGUGUUCAGCGUAGUCCUAACGCAGACGCUGACGGACGCGGCGACCGGCGUGUCGGGCGAAAAAGUCGCCCGUCUGUCGCUCGUGGACCUGGCAGGUUCAGAGCGCGCGGUCAAGACGGGUGCAGUCGGCGACAGACUUAAAGAGGGAUCUAAUAUUAAUAAAUCCCUAACAACGCUCGGUUUGGUGAUAUCAAAGUUAGCGGACCAAUCGUCGGGCAAGACCAACCGCGAUAAGUUCGUACCUUACAGAGACUCCGUGCUUACCUGGCUACUCAAGGAUAACCUGGGCGGCAACAGCAAGACUGUUAUGGUGGCGACGGUGUCCCCCGCGGCUGAUAAUUACGAGGAGACAUUGUCGACGCUGCGGUACGCAGACCGCGCUAAGCGUAUCGUCAACCACGCCGUCGUCAACGAGGACCCUAACGCACGCAUCAUACGUGAGCUGCGCCAGGAAGUCGAGGCGCUUAAGGAGAUGCUCAAACACGCUACGGGUUCACCUGUGGGCGAGGAUGUGCAUGAACAGUUGGCUCAAAGCGAACAUUUGAUGAAGGAAAUGUCGCGCACGUGGGAGGAGAAGCUAGUCGAAACAGGUCGUAUCCAAAGCGAGCGACAACACGCGCUGGAGAAGAUGGGCAUCAGCGUGCAGGCGAGUGGCAUCAAAGUGGAGAAGAACAAGUACUACCUCGUCAAUCUCAACGCAGACCCCUCGCUCAACGAACUACUCGUAUAUUAUUUGAAAGAGCGCACGCUGGUGGGCGCGGACCGGUCUGCGGACAUCCAGCUAUCGGGGCUGGGCAUCCAGCCGCAGCACUGCGAGCUGGCGCUGGAGGGCGGCGCGCUGCUCAUGCUGCCCCGCGCCGGCGCUCGCUGCUUCCUCAACGGAGCCCCGGUCGCCGCCCCCGCGCGCCUCGGACACGGCGACCGCAUCCUCUGGGGCAAUCACCACUUCUUCAGGGUCAACUGUCCUAAAGACACAGCUGCGGCAGCAUCAGAGCCUCAGACGCCUGCGCAGCAGAUAGACUACAACUUCGCACGAGACGAGAUCAUGCUGAACGAACUUAGCAACGAUCCCAUACAGACCGCCAUCUCGCGCCUCGAGCGACAGCACGAGGAGGACAAACAAGUGGCACUGGAGAAACAGAGACAGGAAUACGAGCGUCAGUUCCAACAGCUCAGAAACAUUUUGUCACCGACAACGCCGUACCCGCCCUACUCUUACGACCCACUAAAACUUGGCAAGAUGAGCGCGUGCACGCCGACGACGGCGGCGCGCGUGGAGCGCUGGGCGGCGGAGCGCGACGACACGUUCCGGCGCUCGCUGGGCCGCCUGAAGGCCGACAUCCUGCGCGCCAACGCGCUCGUGCAGGAGGCCAACUUCCUCGCGGAGGAGAUGCGCCGCCACACGCGCUUCGGCGUCACGCUGCAGAUCCCGCCGCAGAACCUCUCGCCCAACCGCAAGCGUGGGGCGUUCGUAUCGGAGCCGGCUAUAAUGGUGCGUCGCGGCGCGCGCGGCGGACAGGUGUGGUCUAUGGAGAAGCUCGACAACAAGCUCGUGGACAUGCGCGACAUGUACGACGACUGGCGGCGUCGCCAGCAGCGCGGCGAGCAGCAACCCGAAGAGGAAACGACCGAUAAAGCUUUGGAUCCAUUCUACGAGUCUCAAGAGAACCACAACCUGAUUGGUGUUGCCAACGUGUUCCUGGAGGCGCUGUUCCAUGACGUCACCCUCGACUACCACACGCCCAUCAUCAGCCAGCAGGGGGAGGUGGCGGGCAGGCUGCAGGUGGAAAUAAGCAGAGUGGCGGGACAGUUUCCUCAAGACAGGAUUUGUGAGGCUGCCUCAGAUAGCUCGGGUGACAUGCGUGACGAAGACGAGCUUAUCGACCAAGCAUCGCAGCAGGUGACGAUCCGUGUAAGCGUGAAGCAGGCGACAGGGCUGCCGCCGUCGCUGUCGCACUUCGUGUUCUGUCAGUACUCGGUGUGGGGCGGCGGCGACCCGGUGGUGGUGCCGCCCCUGGUGCCCGACGCGCCGCCCUCGCCGCGCGCCGGCCCCGCCCACGCCAGCCACCUCACGGUGCGCUUCGACCACAAGCGGGACUUCAAGCUGCCCCUCACUGAGGAGUUUGUGGAACAUUGUGCAGAGGGCGCGUUAUCAAUCGAGGUGUGGGGUCACCGGUCCGCGGGGUUCAGCCGCGCGCGCGGCAGCUGGGAUGUGGAGCAGCGCCAGCUGGCUAAGGCGCGCUCGCUGGCCGACCGCUGGGCGGAGCUCACGCGCAAGAUACAGCUCUGGGUAGAGAUACACGAACUCAACGACAACGGAGAGUACGCCCCAGUUGAGGUGACGCAGCGCAGCGACAUGGUGACUGGCGGCGUGUACCAGCUGCGGCAGGGCCAGCAGCGGCGCGUGGCGGUGCGCGUGCGGCCGGCGCACAACUCCGGCACGCUGCCCAUCAUCUGCCAGCACAUCGUCAGCGUCGAGCUCGGCUCCGUCACCGUCAGAUCUCGUUUACAAAAGCCCCUAGACUCUUACCAGGAGGAGGAUCUAGCAGUGUUAAGAGAGCGAUGGAGCGAGGCGCUCGCGCGGCGCCGCCAGCACCUGCACGCACAGCUACAGAAAUUGGUGAACAUGUCACCGUCAAUGAAGAGCGAACGCGAUAUGGAGAGGGAGCAGUCUCUCGUGGAGCAGUGGGUGUCGCUAACGGAGGAAAGGAACGCGGUGCUGGUGCCGAGCCCCGGCAGCCCCAUCCCGGGCGCGCCGGCCGCCUGGAGCCCCCCCUCCGGCAUGGAGCAACACAUACCUGUUCUCUUUUUGGACUUGAACGCGGACGACCUGAGCACGCACCCGUCGGGCGAGGAGGUGACGGUGGCGGGGCUGAACUCCAUCCUGCCGAAGGAGCACGGCCACCGCUUCUACGAGCUGCACCUCCUGCACCACCACGACAAGGACGUGGCCGCCGUCGCCUCCUGGGACUCCUCCAUACACGACUCGCAGUACCUCAACAGGAUCACUGAACCCAACGAACGCGUGUACCUGAUCCUGAAGACGACGGUGCGGCUGUCGCACCCCGCGCCCAUGGACCUGGUGCUGCGCAAGCGCCUCGCACUCAACAUAUACAAGAGACAGAGCCUCACUGACAGGAUACGGAAGAAAAUUGUUAGGACGGACCAGCUGACGCAGACGGGCGUGACGUACGAGGUGGUGUCCAACAUCCCGAAGGCGUCGGAGGAGCUGGAGGAGCGCGAGAGCCUCGCGCAGAUCGCCGCCACCGGGGAGGAGGCCAGCGCCGCAGACGGAGAGACAUAUAUAGAGAAGUACACUCGCGGCGUGAGCGCGGUGGAAAGCAUCCUGACGCUGGACCGGCUGCGGCAGAGCGUGGCCGUGCGCGAGCUGGAGCAGGCGCGCGGGCACACCCUCACCAUGCGCAAGACCGCCUCCGUGCCCAACUUCUCACAGUUAGUUCGGCGCACGUUCCCUUGGCUCCUGCGAGACGCAAGUCCCGAGCUCGCGGCGCGCGGCGCAAGUCGCCUUCACAUUGACAUCUGCGGAGGCGACCUGUCGCAGGCGCUGGAGGGCAGCGCGCGCGCCGCCGGCAACAUAAUGCGUUUGGAUUCAUCUCUGGAGUCGCUGUCCGGUCUGGGCAGCGCGCGGUCCGGCAGCGUGGCCGACCUGGCGGUGGAGCCGCCGCGCAGACAUCGCCACUCGUACGCCGCGCCCUCGCACGCGCACGACGCAGACCCUUGCACACCACCUAAAACCUUCGGACUAGCCCGGCCAACCUUCCUAAACUUGAAUUUGAACCUGAACUCACUGCGACUACAAACUCCGAACAAGUCGUCUCCGGCGAGCGGCAAGUUGGCGCAGCGUAUGACGACGCUGCACGAGGAGCCCGGCCGACGCAACGACGACGACUCGCACUCCGAGCCUGAGUCCGCGCCCAACGACGAACUAUCCACACCUCGCUCAUACCGCACACGCGGUCGCGGCUCGUCGCGUGGCUUCCUGCCCACUUCAAAGACGCUGGACUCGCUGCACGAGCUGGCCUGCGAGCGCGCGCCCAAUAAAAACUCGCCUUCUUUAUCCUCCAGCGGAUAUGGUUCGCAAGCGGUAUCAUCAACAAAUCUAACGAACGACGACACCCUCUCGAUCCGCAGCAUGUCGGUCGACGACACACCGGACUUCGACAAAACGAUGGACUACACACAAUUCACUCGCACCAAAUCCUCUGUGCUCGGCCUAAAGAACGAGAUCUCAGAACUUAGGAACGAUAUCACUGAACUCAAGAACGAUAUAGUCGAAUCAAAGAACGAAUUGAACGAUUCGACGUUCGAGAAAGCAAAGACUCCGGCUCUGACUCCGGUACUAACACCGGGAUCGCGGAAUCGCAUCAAUCCCUUCCUCAGAGACUGUGAGGUCGCACAGGAGGCGCAAACAGAACAGCUGGUGGAUCCGUUGGGCGCUAUUCCGGUGGAAACACAUCCCAUAUCAACUAGUCCCACUUCUAAGACUAUUGAAACUACACGAGUAAAUGGCGAAUCUACACACAACGAUACACAAACUUCCUAUGGUGAGGCUGAGGGUGAGGGGGAGGCGGAGUCGACGAGCUCGGAGCCAUCGAGCCAUGGGGAGGGUAGCGGGGAAGGUAGCGGGGAGGGCAGCGAAGCAGGUAGCGCAGAGGGGAGCGCGGAGGCGUCCUCAGUCGGCGACAGCGACUCAGCCGGACCGGACGCACCUAUCUCCACGCAGUUGCCUGCUGGAAAAGUGGUGCGGCGGCGCGCAGGCGGCAGUGCGCGUGCGGCGGCGCGCGCCUCGUACCCAGCAGCGCGGCCGCGCUCCGCCGCAGAGCCCGCGGCCAGCGCGCGCGCGCUCGACGACACGCCCGCCUCCUCCACGGAGCGCAUCGGAGACGAGGAGUGUAUGGAGAGCGGCAAGACGUACGUGGCGCCGGAGUGGAUGUCGCUGGGCGAGAGCGUGCAGCUGCGGCUGAGCGCGGGCACGGGCGUGGUCGCCUACGUGGGGCCCACGCACUUCGCACACGGGUUAUGGGUGGGCGUUGAGCUUGACGCGCCUAUUGGUAAGAACGAUGGGUCCGUGGGCGGCACGCGGUACUUCUCGUGCCGCGCGCGACACGGCAUCUUCGUGCGGCCCGACAAGCUGGCGCAGGACCGGCGCGGCCGCAGCGCGCGCGCCUUCCGCGACGCCGAGCUGCGCCGCGCGCACACCAAGGUUGAGAAUGUAAACAACCUGCAUCGAUCGCGGAGUCGCGGCGACAGCAUAAACGUGGUUGGAAAGACGCGGAGUAAAUAAACACCAGACAGCAGUCGGCAGUCGGUAGUCAGCAUUCGGAAGUCGGCAUUCAGAAGUCGGCAGUCUGCAGUCAGCAACGUCACCACUGACAUUACACUCCAUAUCCCUCCAGAACAUCCCCCCUACUUUAUUUGCACACUUUACGCGUUAUGGUGCUUUAUUAUAUUAUCCCAAUUCAAUUUUACAUGAGAUUUUAUAUGCGAAAGAAAAUCGACGUAAUUGUUAAUCCAGACAAAAAUACUAAAGUGAAAUUUUCUUAUAUAAAAUCUCAUGUUGAUUUACAGAAAUAGGUAACUAUUGAGUGGGCAAAGCAAUAUUGGUAUGCCUUAAUUUUAAUUUAUUUCAAUUAUGUCCGUUAAUCGAAUUUAGUUGAAGGAAACGGACCCUCUCGUGUUUGUUGAGAGUUCAAUAAGCAUACGACGGCGGCCGUUUCGUACAUUCGACACUACGUUACUACACGUGCACCAUAACAUGAUACUUGGAAACCAUUCGGCUGAAUAACUAAAAAUUCAAACUACAGUAGAAACAACAAACCUAUAAUACAUAAAAUUAAAAGACAUUGUAAGCCAUUGAAAUAUUUAAAUAAAGAAUUAGAUUAUGUGAAUUGUUUGUUUCCGUAUUUCUGCUAAAUGCGACAAAUAGAAUCAUAUUCGUGACGUCAUAGUUGACAAGUACCAUGUUUUCGUGCACGAGUAGUAAUAUCUAGUGAUGCAUUAGUUAUUUUAAUGUCGUUUCACAAUAAUUUUAUUCAUUGACAGUUAGUGAAGUAAUUGUAUAUAGAAUUGACAUUUUUUUUAAUAAUUAAAACAUGUGAUUUUUAUUAUAUUAAUUUCUAUGUAAAUAUGUGAAUCUUUGUGUGUGUGUUAAUUUUUAGAGCCAAUGAAUAGUUUUGUGAUCGGUGAUGAAAAUUUACGGUACUAUAGUGUUUUUUUACUGUAUAGUUUGUGGUUAGAUUUUACGAUAAAUUAUUUUUAACAAUAGUACUUGUAUUGUAAUGCAAUAGGUCCAUCUUUAAUACUUUAUACGACAGAAACGAAAAUGUUAUGGUUUUAAAUGAUCUCUCCUUCGUAUUAAAAAUUAUCUUCUAUACAAAUAUUAUUUUUGUUUAUUUGACUAUUAAAUAUCCUUUCGAGUCUAAUCUUGCUCAUAUUAUUUCAAAUAACUCUUGUACUUAUUUCGUUCAGACUUAAUUUAAAUUGCUCAGCUUCUGUAUUUAGUGUUAACUGCCUGUCCGAUGUGAUAGUUUCUUGCCACGGGACUAAAAGACGAUAAAAUUAUUUGUAGUGUAUUAAAGCGACGCCCGUCCCUAAAACGCUCCUUUUGAUUUGUAAUAACAAAGAAUCGUCCAAAUUCACAUCUUCGUCCUGAUAAAAGACUUGGUACUUAGUACACACGACGCAUUCGACGGUCAUACGACACACCGAAACCGCACCGGACCCGCACCGUACCCGCAACGGUCCCGCAGCCCGGCGCAAGUGACAAGCGCGCGCGGUAAUUACAUGGACCAUUUCAAAUCAACAUUACUGCCUAAUUUUACUGCCUGCUCAAUAUUUCUUUAAAAUAUUUUCUAUCGUACUUAAAAUUCAUGAAUAUCGCUUGUUACUUGCGCUCCGAAUUUAUAUCGAUUAGGUUGUGUAGAAGUUUUGAGAUGUAAAAUAAAAUAUAUACAAAAAAAAAUGUUUGUAGUUCGUGUUCAGGCACGGUGUAUAUUGAAUACAUCAUUUGUAUCGAUCUUGUCCUCGUCUUUCCAUCCACAUUCGAACAAUAAAGCGGUGAAACUGUACACUACGAAGGUCGCGGAGCCGCGACGGCUAGCGGCUAGCGGCUAGCGGCCGGUACCCGCAGCCGCAGCCUAGCUCACCUAAUGUAUAUUCCAUCCUCUUAGUCAAGUAAUCGUAUCUAAGUACAUUAAAUGAGUACACACGAAUAGAUAAAACGCCUCUUUAUCUAAUAUUUGUAAGUUCACUCGAGCGUUCAUCUUAGCCCGCCACUUGCCUACAUUGUACACUAUAUUGUAUAUUAACAUAUUAAUUGUAAGGCAUUUCUCGACUUUGAAGUUUCACUAAAUUAUAUAUCAGAUUGUAAACGCACUCGAGGUUUUAACUCGUUCGUUAUUUCGCAAGCUUCACGACUUUACACGACAUUACACGACAUCGCGUGCUUCGACUUUGGUACUUAAACAUUCCAUUGUAUUUGUUUUUUUAAUAUCUCGCAUUUGUAACGAACAGACAUUCGAUAGAAAUAAUUUUCGAUCGUAAGUUAGAUUUUUAUAGACGAUAUUUGGUAAUUGCAUUCGUUUUUUGCAUUUUAAAUAUAUUGAAUUGAUAACUAUAUCGUUGUUAAGCCGGCCUCUAGGACUCGACGAGUAAAGCUCAAAGUGUAGUCGAAAGUGAAAUAUAAUUGAAGUAUUGAAAAUUAUCAAAAAUAAAAGUAGAAUGUGUCUUUGAAAUUCUUGAUGUGCUUUUGUCCAGUAGCUAUAGUGAGGACACGCGACACUGAACCGACAAACUGGCAACACCAUACUUUGACAAAGAAAAAACAAAAAUCUCAUAUAAACAGCUUUUACAGCCUUUUUAUUGUAAUUUUAAAACAAAAAGACUAUGGUUCAAAAAAUGUUAGCUGAGCAGCAGGUUUAUGUAUCUUGGGCAUUAUGUUUUUUUUUUUCUAAAAACAAGUAAGUUUUUUUGGUUUUACUUGAAUUAAUGCGGUGUUGAUAGUUUGUUAGUUCAGCAGAAGGCUGGUUCGUGGCGGAAUAAGCACUAGGGCUCCUAGGUUUAGGCAAAUAGUGACCUUAAAGCAGCCUCUCGUAGCUCCUAAUUUUUAUUUUUAGAAAUUAAGCUGAACAUGUGCUGUGCUUUCGUUUUAAAAUGUUUAGUUCUUUAGGUAAAUGAAAUUAUUUGUUUUAUUAUAUAAUUUUAUAAUCGUGUAGUUGUAUUAUUGUACGUUUAUAUUUAUUGCAGUCAAUUCAACUUAAAUGAGCUUACCUGUGCGUAUUUUAGUUUUAACCUAAUUCCAUGUUUAUUUGAAUGAAUUGUUAUUGAUUUGCCCGUUUUUUUAACUGUGCAAAUAAAUUUGAAUCACAAAAUGUAUGUAUUUUUAAUUAUUUAAUGUGAUAGCGAACCUAGAAUAGGCAGCUACUUUGUAGCUAUAGAUGGUUGGAACUUCAUUAUUGUAAACAUAAGCAUGAAUAAAGAGAUUU
Messenger RNA from Papilio polytes (common Mormon), 9334 nucleotides. RefSeq names its product kinesin-like protein KIF13B (gene Khc-73). The transcript is spliced from 39 exons. Bases 160 to 6135 code for a protein of 1991 amino acids. Gene Ontology annotation, molecular function: microtubule motor activity; ATP binding; ATP hydrolysis activity. Gene Ontology annotation, biological process: cytoskeleton-dependent intracellular transport; microtubule-based movement. NCBI's taxonomy places the organism in Eukaryota, Metazoa, Arthropoda, Insecta, Lepidoptera, Papilionidae. The record is from RefSeq and is a predicted model, not a curated record. Gene Ontology annotation, cellular component: kinesin complex; microtubule.